AUGAAGUUUGUUGAUUUAUUUGAGAGCAGCGGUGAGCUCUGGCACUGCCUUGAACAAAUCGGCCUUGAGUCCGAUAUCGGCGACUUGGAAGAUUGGUGCGUCUGGAUCCUUGUUGAUGGCGACGAUCGUCUUCGAAUCCUUCAUUCCAGCCAAAUGUUGAAUGGCUCCAGAGAUUCCGAUAGCGAUGUACAACUCCUGGAAACAAAGAAUUUCGAAAAAAAAAGACGGAAAACAAAUCUCUCACCGGCGCCACAAUCUUUCCAGUCUGUCCAACUUGCAUAUCAUUCGGCACAUAGCCUGCAUCAACAGCAGCACGAGAUGCUCCGACUCCUGCUCCGAGCUUAUCGGCGAGCUCGUAGAUCAGCUUGA
Messenger RNA from Caenorhabditis remanei, 369 nucleotides. RefSeq lists its product as uncharacterized. NCBI's taxonomy places the organism in Eukaryota, Metazoa, Nematoda, Chromadorea, Rhabditida, Rhabditidae. The transcript has a single exon. The record is from RefSeq and is a predicted model, not a curated record. Bases 1 to 369 code for a protein of 122 amino acids.